Acyrthosiphon pisum (pea aphid) is the source of this 381-nucleotide messenger RNA. RefSeq lists its product as uncharacterized. The record is from RefSeq and is a predicted model, not a curated record. Lineage: Eukaryota; Metazoa; Arthropoda; Insecta; Hemiptera; Aphididae. Bases 1 to 381 code for a protein of 126 amino acids. The transcript is spliced from 3 exons.
AUGGUAUUUGGUAAACUGUUCCAAAUUAUUAAAAAUUUAAUUUUAAAAAUUAUUACUAGGUUCUUUCAACAAGCAUUGGUCGUCAAUGGAAGGAGUGUUGGUGUGAUCUUUGCGAACAUGGAUGCAGUCAACAAAUACAGAGAAGAAUUGGCCACUGUGACAUUGGUUGGGAUUGAUGGGACGUUCAAGACUGUGCCUCGUGUUCCAGCAGAUUUGAAAUGUUUCCUUACUAUCCAGGUGGUUUUCAAAAGUGUAUCCUUUCCAAUGGUCUAUGCUCUACUGGGGAGCAUGACUGAAGAAGUCUAUGCGGCUCUGUUUGAUAUUGUAAGAAAUAUUUUACCUUUGAAUUAUCAACGUGUUUGUUUUAUUACAGCCAAUUGA